GUUCUUCCUAAGUAUUGGAAGCAGAUGGUUUGCCAUUCUUUCUUGGGCAAAAGCCAUUGCUUGGUUUGAUCCUUCACUGAAAGCGCGUCUCCCUUAUGUAAGAAAAUCUCUUUGCAAUAUGCAGUAUUCAGCUUGCUCUGUUGAAGGAAGGCGCGACACUUUUCGCGGAGACCCGUCCGAAGAUCACCAUGGAGCGCUACCGCAACCCCACCGAGGUGCAGAUGAGUCAGAUGGUGCAGCCCUGCCACACCAACCACCGCGGGGAGCUCAGCACCGGGCAGCUGCUGAAGUGGAUCGACACUGCCGCCUGCCUUUCGGCUGAGAGGCAUGCAGGCUGCCCUUGCGUCACAGCUUCAGUGGAUGAUAUCUAUUUUGAGCACACAAUUAGUGUUGGGCAAGUUGUCAGCAUCAAAGCUAAAGUGAACCGAGCAUUUAAUACUAGCAUGGAGGUUGGGGUGCAGGUCAGCUGUGAAGAUAUCUGCAAAGAUGAGCAAUGGAUUGUGUGCAAGGCAUAUGCAACAUUUGUCACUCAAGGCAAAUCAACUAAGAUAAAGUUAAAGCCCCUGGAUCCUCAAACAGAAGAGGAGAAAACUGAAUACAGCAUUGCCGCUGAACGUCGCCGUAUGAGACUGGCACACACAGAUACAAUAAAAAACCUGCUUACUAGGAGCCAUGUGAAUGAUGAUCUCCAGCAUAGAGAAUGCAACGUGAUCGUACCUGCUGAAAAGACCCGAGUGGAAAGCGUGGAACUCAUUUUACCUCCACAUGCCAACCAUCAGGGAAACACGUUUGGUGGGCAGAUCAUGGAAUGGAUGGAAAAUGUGGCCACAAUAGCGGCAAGCCGAUUGUGCAAUGCCUAUCCCACCCUGAAGAGCAUUGAAAUGUUCCAUUUCAGGGGACCAUCCCAGAUUGGAGAUCGCCUUGUGUUUAAGGCCAUUGUGAACAAUACAUUUAAGAACAGCAUGGAGGUUGGGGUGUGUGUCAAGGCCUAUCAACAUGAAAUGGAAGUCAGCGAAAGACAUAUAAAUAGCGCUUUCAUGAUUUUUGUGGUCUUGAAUAAAGAUAAUCAGCCACAUACACUUCCAGUGCUGAAGCCAGAACCAGGGGAUGGAGAAAGACGAUUUAAAGAAGCUAGCGCCAGGCAAAAAAUUAGACUAGACAGAAAAUAUGUUGUUUCCUGCAAAUAUAAUGAAGUACCUUUAUCUGUGCCUUGGGACCAGAGUAACAAGGUUUAUCUGAGUUAUAACAACGUUACUGCACUGAAGACUUUGGUAGCUAAAGCCAACUGGGUACUUGCAUCUGAAAGAGACAAGUUUAGGAUGUACAUUCUGGAAGAGGACAAGUUUCUCUCUGUCCGAAUUGAGAUGACCAUCUUCUGUAAUGUACAGCAAGCUUUUUUGUUGCUGUCCGAUCUACGGAACAGACAUGAGUGGGAUAGACAUUGUUUGAGCUGUGAACUUGUCCAGCAAGUUGACAAAGAUGACAUGAUUUAUCAUGUAAUCAGUCAUACUGAGAGUGAGGAAAAGAAGCCUCUGGACUUUGUUGUCCUGGUAUCACAAAGAAAACCUUGCAGCCCUGGAGAUCCCUAUGUUUUAGCAUUCAGAUCAGUCACAUUGUCAUCACACCCUGCAAAGCCACAGUAUACCCGAGGGGAGACUUUAUGUUCCGGCUUCUGUUUUUGGGAGGAAACAGCUGAACUUACCAAGGUGUCAUACUAUCAUCAAGCCACAUCAGGUCUGCUCUCCUAUAUCACAACGAAUGUAGCUGGCCUGUCUUCAAGUUUCUAUCGCACAUUUCAAGACUGUGACCAAUUUCUUCAGAACAACAAAGACAAAGUCCCAGUUGGGCUUCUGAAUCUUUAGUUGCACAAUCCUUUCUCCGUCUUUUUAAAAACUGUCCCAUAAUGAACUUUGUUGUAAAUACUAUCAGAAAUUAUUCCAUUGGGUAUGUGAAGAACAGAGGAGAAUUGAAAAAAGACCUGUUCAGAUGCAUCAAUUUAUAUAACUAGUCUUAGGAGGAGAAAAUCCAUUUAUGGUGGCUUCUGAGCUGAAUUAGAAUUUUCUAUCCAGGUCAAGUAAUCUUUAGUAAUCAAGGUACAAAUAAGCAAAAUAGGAAGAUUCUUCCAGGAUUUUGCAAGUCUUUAUUUGCCUCCGCAUUGGCUUCUGUUGAAGUCCUAUAUUUAUGAUGGUCAGAAAAAUCUGAAG
Thamnophis elegans (Western terrestrial garter snake) is the source of this 2204-nucleotide messenger RNA. It is a transcript of the gene ACOT11, whose product is annotated as acyl-CoA thioesterase 11. Lineage: Eukaryota; Metazoa; Chordata; Lepidosauria; Squamata; Natricidae. Gene Ontology annotation, cellular component: extracellular exosome. The record is from RefSeq and is a predicted model, not a curated record. The transcript is spliced from 16 exons. Bases 189 to 1862 code for a protein of 557 amino acids. Gene Ontology annotation, molecular function: lipid binding; thiolester hydrolase activity.